This is a messenger RNA of Symbiodinium sp. CCMP2592, 999 nucleotides long. The record is from the annotation of a GenBank genome assembly. NCBI's taxonomy places the organism in Eukaryota, Dinophyceae, Suessiales, Symbiodiniaceae.
AUGGAAGGAACUUUGCCUGUAGGACGGUUUCAGCGGCGCAGCCGGCGGCGUGGGGGAGCUUCCUACGUUUUCAUGAAGUGGCUAGUGGAAACCUUUGGGAUAGACUUCCUCCGCGGUGGCUCAGGUGUUCUGGAAAUCUCAGCUGGCAAAGGCGAGCUCGCAUGUUCCCUUCGCAACCGCUACGGCGUUCCUGUCACAGCCGUUGAGCCACGGUCCCUGGACCUACGGAAAUGCCAUCAGCGGCUGAAGUGGUCCCAGGAGUCAGCGGCGGCACGAGGUCUCGACACGCUCGACGCACCCACGCUCCCGUGUUGUCGCAGCCCGGAGAUUGUUGCGCCCCGCCACCUACGGAUCUUUUGGCACGCCGGCGUUUGGAAGGACCAGCGCUCACUGCAUGCUGCAUGGGCCGCAGCACAUGCAGUGCGCUGGUCUUCGCAAGGAUUGACCGAGACAGAGACGGAGGUCGAUCACGAGAAGCAGGAGGCCUACCUGGAUAAGGGUGUGCCUUUUCGACAGUCUACACUCUGGGCCGAGUCCGAUGAGCCAGCUUGGGAUGAUGCAGAAGAGUCUGCGCUGCCGGAAGGAGGGAUAGUUUCUGACGAGGACUUCAAGGAAACGGAGUUGGACGAAACAGGCCGUGUGCUGGAGCUUGGUGGUGGCCUGAAGCCGCCGUCCUUGGCGAUGGUUCGACGCCUCUGUACCGGCUGCAGUUGUGUGGUGGCGCUUCAUGCAGAUCAAGCUGCCGAGGGUGCUGUCCGCUUUGCUGCCGAGCAUGGCCUUGCCUUCGCCGUUGUGCCCUGCUGUGUGUACGCAGAAGACUUCCCGAAGAGACGCCUGCCCGACGGACGGCCAGUCACAUCCCUCAACGCGCUGAUCGAGUAUUUGACCUGGUUGGGUGGCGAGGAGGCGAAGGUGGAAACCCUGCAGUUCAGUGGCAAAAACGUCGUCGUCUUUUCGAAGCCGAAGUGCCCAGUGACUGCAGCUUCUACACUCGUUUAG